AUGACAGGCGCAAAUACCAUGCUCAAGACAUUAGUGUUCGGGCUUGCUGGUAUCUACGUGAUCAAGGUUGUUGCAGAUACCGAUGCCCCAAAGCCAAUAGUUGUGCGUGAAAAGGUCGACGCUGCCUCUGCCGGAGCCUACGAUAGCCAUGACAAGGCUUUUCAAGACCUUCGCAAGAGUAUCUACAACUCCGGCUCGGAUGCUUCUCAGAAGGCCAUGUCCAUGUACGAGGAAGCUUACCAGAAGGCCGUCGACGCUAAAAAGAAACUUGAAUCGGGUAGCAAUAACGACGGUCUUAAGUUCUGGGCUGACUCCGACGACGCUUUGAGACAGAAGUACCAAGAGGCACAGAAGAAUCUAGAAGACGCUAAGAACUCGUUGGGGAAGUAUUCACAGGAUUACAGCAGUAUUUUACAAGACGAUCUUAACAGAGCCAGUGACUAUGCGUCAAAGAAGGUUCAAAAUGCGGUCGACUCCGUAAGCAACCACAAGGUCACCGCCGAAGAUAAAUUGCAAGCAAACCUCGACUACUACCACAAGCAGGCCGAACAAGCAAAGGCAGAUUGGGACUCGACCAAAUCCAGUUGGUGGAGAUGGAGAAAAGCCCAAACCAAGGAGGUUCAGGACCGUGCCGAGGAAAAAUACAAUUACUUCAAGCAGCAAAACGACAAAGCUGUGGAUAGCUUAGUCGACUACUUGCAAGAACAAGGGCGUUCGGUGAAGGAGGUUUUUGAAAAAUACGCUAACAAACAAAAGGAUAACCUUGAAUAUGCUGGAAAGUAUGCUGCAGACCUCAAGGAUCGUGCAGUGGGUGCAGGCUACGAUGCAAAGGACAGUGUUCAAGAAAAUGCUGAGUAUGCCAAGAACUAUGCCGCUGGUGCAAAGGAUAGCGUUGUCCAAGCCGGUUAUGAUGCUAAGGACAAAGCCAAGGACCACGCAGAAGCUGCCAAACACUAUGCUGCAGGUGGUAAGGACAGGAUAGUCCAGGCUGGUUAUGAUGGCAAGGACAAGGUUCAGGAAAACGCUGAUUAUGCCAAGAAUUACGCUGCCGGUACGAAGGACCGUCUGGUUCAGGCCGGUUACAACGCCAAGGAUAGCGUGCAAGACAAUGCAGAAUAUGCUAAGCACUAUGUUGGUGGUGCUAAGGAUAGUGUUGUCCAAGCAGGUUACAACGCCAAGGAAAGAAUUCAAGAUGACGCCGAGUAUGUCAAGAACUAUGCUGGUGGAACUAAGGACAAAAUUGUUCAAGCUGGUUACAAUGCCAAAGACAGGAUUCAGGAUGAUGCUACUUACGCCAAAGACAGUGUAGUUCAAGCUGGUUAUGAUGCGAAGGACAAGAUCCAAGAUGAUGCUGAGUACGCUAAGAACUACGCAGCAGGAACAAAAGAUAGGGUUGCUCAAGCCGGUCAUGACACAAAAAACGAAGCCGAAGGCUAUGUAGCUGGUGCUAAGGAUUGGAUAGAAAAAGCUGGUUCCGCUACAAAGAAUUAUUUGAAAGACAAGUAUCAUACUUUGUGGAACUCAGUUGGUGUAUUUAAGACCAACUCGAGAGAGCUUGCUGAAGAAGCAGUUGCAUACUAUGACGCUGAAGUUAACAAAGCAAGAAGAGAAUAUUAUGAUACUCAAGCCAGCUGGUUCAGAUGGAGAGCAGCUCAAUCACAAGAGGUUCAAGACGAAGCAAAGGCACGUUGGGAAGUCUUGAAAGCCAAAGAUGAGGCUGCAAGAAGUGAAUUGCAAAGAUGGAAGAACGAAGUUGUCGACAAAUAA
Pichia membranifaciens NRRL Y-2026 is the source of this 1767-nucleotide messenger RNA. RefSeq lists its product as hypothetical. Lineage: Eukaryota; Fungi; Ascomycota; Pichiomycetes; Pichiales; Pichiaceae. The transcript has a single exon. The coding region runs from base 1 to 1767 and encodes 588 amino acids. The record is from RefSeq and is a predicted model, not a curated record.